GGAACCAGGAAAAUGUCUACUCAAACACAGCAAGAAUGGACUGCUCAAAAAGUCCGUAAUACCUUUUUGGAUUACUUUAAAGAACGUGGCCACACCUUCGUUCGUUCAUCUUCAGUCAUCCCAUUUGAAGACCCAACUUUGUUGUUCGCCAACGCUGGUAUGAACCAAUAUAAACCAAUCUUUCUGGGUACUGUUGAUCCUGCCUCUGAUUAUUACAACUUGAAAAGAGCAGUGAAUUCGCAAAAAUGUAUCAGAGCUGGUGGUAAACAUAACGAUUUGGAAGAUGUUGGUAGAGAUUCUUAUCAUCAUACUUUCUUUGAAAUGUUAGGUAACUGGUCAUUUGGUGACUAUUUCAAAAAAGACGCCAUCAAAUACUCUUGGGAACUAUUAACUAAAGUUUAUGGUUUAGAUCCAGAUAGAUUAUAUGUCACUUAUUUUGGUGGUGAUGAAGCUAGUGGUCUGGAACCAGAUCUUGAAGCUAAACAACUAUGGUCCGAUGUCGGUGUUGCUGAUGAUCAUAUCUUACCAGGUUCAGUUAAAGAUAACUUUUGGGAAAUGGGUGAUCAAGGUCCUUGUGGUCCUUGUUCAGAAGUUCAUUAUGACAGAAUUGGUGGUAGAAAUGCUGCUCAUUUAGUCAAUGAAGAUGAUCCAAAUGUUCUUGAAAUCUGGAACAACGUUUUCAUGCAAUUCAACAGAGAAGCUGACCGUUCAUUAAGACCAUUACCUUCGAAACAUAUUGAUACCGGGUUAGGUUUUGAAAGAUUAGUCUCUAUCUUACAAGGUGUUUACUCAAAUUACGAUACUGAUGUUUUUCAACCUCUGUUCAAAAAAAUCCAAGAAAUUACUGGUGCUCGUGAAUACACUGGUAAAUUUGGUGAUGAAGACAAAGAUGGUGUCGAUACUGCUUACAGAGUCUUAGCUGACCAUGUCCGUACUUUGACUUUUGCCAUCGCUGAUGGUGGUGUUCCAAACAAUGAAGGUAGAGGUUACGUUUUAAGAAGAAUCUUGAGAAGAGGUGCUCGUUACGUCCGUAAAUACUUCAACUACCCAAUUGGUAACUUCUUCUCUCAAUUAGCUCCAACUUUAAUUGAACAAGUCAAAGAUAUUUUCCCAGAAAUUGCUGAAAAUACAGCUAGAACAUUUGAAAUUUUGGAUGAAGAAGAAGCAUCAUUUUCAAGAACUUUAGAUCGUGGUGAAAAAUUAUUUGAACAAUACGCCGGUGCUGCUUCAAAAGGUGAUAAAACUUUGAACGGUAAAGAUGUUUGGAGAUUAUAUGAUACUUAUGGUUUCCCAGUUGAUUUAACUACUUUAAUGGCUGAAGAAGCUGGUUUGAAAAUUGACAAUGAAGGUUUUGAAAAAGCUAGAAUUGCAAGUUAUGAGGCUUCAAAAGCUGGUGGUAAAUCAAAGGGAUCCAACUUGGUCAAAUUAGAUGUCCAUGCUUUAGGUAAAUUAUCUGAACAAUCAUUACCAAAGACUGACGAUUCAUUCAAAUUCGGCCUGGAAAAUGUUGAAGCUAAAAUUUUGGCUAUUUAUGAUGGUAAAGAUUUCGUUGAUGAAAUCACUGAUAUCACCAAACAAUACGGUAUCAUUUUAGAUAAGACCCCAUUCUAUGCUGAACAAGGUGGUCAAGAAUAUGAUACUGGUAAGAUUGUCAUUGAUGGUUCUUCUGAAUUCAACGUUGAAAACACUCAACAAUACGCUGGUUAUGUCUUCCAUACCGGUAGAUUAGCUGAAGGUAAGCUGAAAGUUGAUGAUAGCGUCAUUGCUGGUUAUGAUGAGCUACGCCGUUGGCCAAUAAGAAACAACCACACUGGUACACAUAUUUUGAAUUUUGCUUUAAGGGAAGUUUUAGGUGAUGAAAUUAACCAAAAAGGUUCUUUAGUUGCUUCAGAAAAAUUAAGAUUUGAUUUCUCCCAUAAACAAGGGUUGACACUAGAUGAAGUUGCCAAAGUGGAAAAAAUCUCAAAUGCUGAGAUUCAAAAAGCUCAAUUAGUUUAUUCAAAAGAAGUUCCAUUGAAAACUGCACAAAGUAUUUAUGCCGUCAGAGCUGUCUUUGGUGAAACUUACCCAGAUCCAGUUAGAGUUGUUUCAAUUGGUCAUCCUGUUGAUGAUUUAUUAAGCGAUCCAGAAAAUCCAAAAUGGCACGGUAUUUCAAUUGAAUUUUGUGGUGGUACCCAUGUUGCUAAAACAAGUGAUAUCAAAGAUUUUGUCAUUACUGAAGAAUCAGGUAUUGCCAAAGGUAUUAGACGUAUUAUCGCUGUUACCGGUAACGAAGCUCAUGAAGUUCAAAGAGUCGCUAGUGAAUUUGAGCAUGAAUUAGAACAAGUUGGUAAAUUAGAAUUCAGUCCAAUGAAAGAAAAGAAACUGAAAGAAUUAGGUGUCAAAUUAGGGCAAUUAAACAUUUCUAUUUUAACCAAGAAUGAAUUGAAAGCUAAAUUCACUAAGCUGGACAAAGCUAUCAAGGACGAACUGAAAGCACGUCAAAAAAUUGAAAGCAAAAAGACUUUAGAUGCGGUUAAAGAUCAUUUUGCUGCUAAUGAAAAAUCAAACUUCUUAGUUACCCAUGUUGAUAUUGGAUCAAAUGCUAAAGCUAUCACUGAAGCUAUCAACUUUAUUAAAUCUAAAAACCCAGAAAAAUCAAUUUACAUCUUUACAGGUAACCAAGAUAAAGUUGCACAUGGUUGUUAUGUCUCAAACUCAGCUAUUGAAAAAGGUGUCAAUGCUACUGAUCUGGCUAAACAAGCUUCUCAAUUCAUUGGUGGUAAAGCUGGUGGUAAAGGUAAUGUUGUUCAAGGUAUGGGUGAUAAAGUUGAUGGUGUUGAGGAUGCUGUUAAAGAGGUUGAAAAACUAUUGAGCGAAAAAUUGAUCAUUUAAGUUGGUCUACAAGAUUAAUUUAGAAUGAGUUUUCAUUGUUUUUAUUUGUUUUUCAUUUCAUUAAUUGAUUUCAAAUUUGCAUUCUUGCUUUCUAGAUUUUUUUUUUUGCCAUAUAUUUAGUCUGAUGUAUUUUUAAAGUUAUAUAGCUGUUUAUAAUGAAGU
Messenger RNA from Hansenula anomala, 3036 nucleotides. RefSeq names its product alanine--tRNA ligase (gene ALA1). Bases 13 to 2874 code for a protein of 953 amino acids. Gene Ontology annotation, molecular function: amino acid binding; ATP binding; alanine-tRNA ligase activity. NCBI's taxonomy places the organism in Eukaryota, Fungi, Ascomycota, Saccharomycetes, Phaffomycetales, Wickerhamomycetaceae. The record is from RefSeq and is a predicted model, not a curated record. The transcript is spliced from 2 exons. Gene Ontology annotation, biological process: tRNA modification; alanyl-tRNA aminoacylation. Gene Ontology annotation, cellular component: cytoplasm; mitochondrion.